GGAGCCAUAUCUUUUCCCUAUCCGCCUUCUCUUCGCUUGCCUUCUCCUCUAUUUGUCAAAACAGGACUCGAAAUUGGCAAAUUGACGAGGCAGAUCGCUCUUACCAAACCCUAAUUAACUGCCAAAUAUCGACGUUCGAAUUUGACUUCUCCAAACUCAAGAGGCAAAUCGUUGGCACGGAACCCCAAUUCGGUGCCAAAUAUUGAUAAUCGAGUUUCUUCUCUUUUCCUAACAGAUCGUGACGUUGUUCUUAACGAUCCAGCACGGAUUCAUCAGGUUCCUUCACUCUUCCUUUUAAGGAUAAAUAAAUAGGAGCCAUGUCUCGUGCCAAGACUUAUCAUUCUCAAGCUGGUUCUUUCCGUGGCUUAUGUAGGUCAUAUUUCAAUAGAAACCACUCUACUGUGACUGCUGCCAGUGAUUUUAACAACUAUAAUGGCAGCAACUAUAAUGAUUUCCAUCGCAAUCCCAGGAAAUUUGAGUAUAACUAUAAUCUUAAUUAUGUAAAGCAUUAUGGUGGACCUUCUUUGAAAAGGAGAAAGUUUUCAGCUUCUACUUGGGAAGAGAGUGGGAGACAUUAUCAACCUGAACCAUCUCAUAGUGGCCCCUCAACAUGUGGCAAUGAUUUAGUCUGUCUUGACCCUUCAAGACCAGAUGCCAAUGCCUACAUUUCUAGUUCCAGUAAACGUGACCGCUCAAAGUUUGAAGAUGAUGAUGUUAUCUUUAUGUCAAGAGAUGAGAUUGAGAGAUGCUCUCCAUCAAGGAAAGAUGGCAUUGAUGUGUUGCAUGAAACAAAAUUGCGGUAUUCAUAUUGUGCUUUCCUUCAGGACCUUGGAUUGAGAUUGAAUUUGCCACAAACUACUAUUGGCACUGCAAUGGUUUUGUGCCACCGCUUUUUUGUUCGAAGGUCACAUGCUUGCCACAAUAGAUUUUUGAUUGCUACGGCUGCCCUUUUUCUAGCCGCAAAAUCUGAGGAGACACUGCAGCCUUUAAACGACGUGUUGAGAGCAUCAUGUGAAAUUUUCCAUAACCAGGAGCUCACUUACCUGUCCUUUAUGCUAUCUGUUAAUUGGUCUGAGCAUUAUCGAGAACGGGUGAUUGAAGCUGAGCAAUUGAUAUUGACAACUCUAGAUUUUGAGCUCAACGUUCAGCAUCCAUACGCUCCGCUUACAUCCAUUCUUGGCAAAUUAGGCUUUUCAAAAUCAAUUUUGGUGACUGUGGCACUGAAUUUCAUCAGUGAAGGGCUUCGGAGCUCCCUAUGGCUUCAAUUUAAACCACAUCAAAUUGCUGCUGGAGCUGCGUAUCUAGCUGCCAAAUAUUUAAACAUGGAUCUUGCUUCAUUCCAAAACAUCUGGACGGAGUUUGAAACACCACCAUCUAUUCUUGAAGAUGUAGCACGGCAGCUGGAGGAGCUAUUUUAGAGAAUAUGAAAAAAGAUGACUGUUUGAGCUAUUUAUCCAUCUCGGUUUCUUGGCAUAACGUUGCGGAUAUAUAUGUACACAUAUGUACUAGUUCAUUGUUCCAUCGAGUUAAUGUCUACAGAUGAUUAAUGCAUUCCCAGAGUUUUUAAGGCUGAUAAUUAUCAGAAGGCCUAGAAUAGGUAAUGUUGGUGUCCUAUCUUUACAAUUCAACGGCGAUGUAAGUUCAGAGACUAAGACCAAAGGAGCCUGUUACUUGAAUGAUGUCGACAGUUUUUAGAUUUCUAUUGAAGAAUCAUUAAAUUUUA
This is a messenger RNA of Diospyros lotus (date-plum), 1723 nucleotides long. RefSeq names its product cyclin-T1-4-like. Bases 318 to 1418 code for a protein of 366 amino acids. The transcript is spliced from 7 exons. Gene Ontology annotation, biological process: positive regulation of DNA-templated transcription, elongation; regulation of transcription by RNA polymerase II. Lineage: Eukaryota; Viridiplantae; Streptophyta; Magnoliopsida; Ericales; Ebenaceae. The record is from RefSeq and is a predicted model, not a curated record. Gene Ontology annotation, molecular function: cyclin-dependent protein serine/threonine kinase activator activity. Gene Ontology annotation, cellular component: cyclin/CDK positive transcription elongation factor complex; nucleus.